Melopsittacus undulatus (budgerigar) is the source of this 6772-nucleotide messenger RNA. RefSeq names its product myotubularin-related protein 8 (gene MTMR8). Gene Ontology annotation, biological process: phosphatidylinositol dephosphorylation. Lineage: Eukaryota; Metazoa; Chordata; Aves; Psittaciformes; Psittaculidae. The record is from RefSeq and is a predicted model, not a curated record. Gene Ontology annotation, molecular function: phosphatidylinositol-3,5-bisphosphate phosphatase activity; phosphatidylinositol-3-phosphate phosphatase activity. Gene Ontology annotation, cellular component: cytoplasm; nuclear envelope; membrane.
GAUUUGCGACGGGGCGGGUCGGGCGCUGCCCCUUGCAAAUGGCGGCGCGCGGGCGCGCUGAGGUAAAGCGGGGGUAGGCGGGCGGUGCUGCCGCCAUGGAGUACAUCACCACACCGAAGGUUGAAAAUGUGAAAUUACUAGAUCGCUACACAAAUAGGAAAGCAGCAAAUGGGACAUUAUAUCUGACAGCCACCCACCUUAUCUAUGUAGAUGCAUCUACUGAUGUCAGGAAAGAAACAUGGAUUCUGCACCACCAUAUUGCAACUGUAGAAAAGCUGCCUCUGACCACAGCUGGAUAUCCACUCCUCAUUCACUGCAAGAACUUCCACGUGGCUCACUUUGUUAUUGGGCAGGAACGUGACUGUCACGAAGUUUAUACCUCAUUGCUUAAACUCUCACAACCAGCAAAACCUGAAGAACUCUAUGCUUUCUCUUAUAAUCCUAAAGUGUCUAAAGAGAGCCGGGAGAUUGGAUGGAAGCUGAUUGAUUUAAAAGUAGAUUACCAGCGUAUGGGAAUUCCAAAUGACUACUGGGAACUAACAGAUGUUAAUAAAGACUAUGAGGUUUGCAGCACGUAUCCUCCAGAAAUAGUGGUGCCUCGAGCUGCUAGUAAGGCAGUGGUGAUCGGGAGCUCACGGUUCAGAAGCAGAGGGCGGAUUCCAGUGCUUUCUUACUUGUACAAGGAAAACAAUGCUGCCAUCUGCCGCUGUAGCCAGCCCCUGUCUGGGUUCAGUGCACGCUGUCUGGAGGAUGAACAGAUGCUGCAGGCCAUCAGAGAAGCCAACCCUGGGAGCCCCUUCAUGUAUGUUGUAGACACAAGGCCAAAGUUAAAUGCCAUGGCCAACCGAGCUGCAGGGAAGGGCUAUGAGAACGAAGAUAACUAUGAUAACAUUCGCUUUAAAUUUGUCGGCAUAGAAAACAUCCAUGUGAUGAGGAGCAGCUUGCAGAAACUGCUGGAAGUGUGUGAGAUGAAGUCCCCCUCCAUGAGUGAUUUCCUCACUGGCCUGGAGAACUCGGGUUGGUUACGGCACAUUAAGGCUGUGAUGGAUGCAGGUGUCUUCCUUGCCAAGGCUGUGAAGGAUGAGAAAGCCAGUGUGCUGGUGCACUGCUCGGACGGGUGGGACCGCACGGCACAGGUCUGCUCCCUGGCCAGCCUCCUCUUGGAUCCCUUCUACAGGACUUUUAAAGGCUUCAUGGUCCUGAUAGAGAAGGAAUGGAUUGCAAUGGGCCACAAGUUUUCACACAGAUGUGGCCAUUUGAAUGGUGACCCCAAAGAAGUCUCCCCUGUCUUCACCCAGUUCAUUGAAUGUGUGUGGCAGCUCAUGCAGCAGUUCCCGUGCUCUUUUGAGUUCAGUGAACGUUUCCUUCUUGAAAUCCAUGACCAUGUCUACUCCUGCCAGUUUGGCAACUUCCUUGGGAACUGCCAUAAGGAGCGUGAGGAUCUGAAAAUCUUUGAGAAGACCCAUUCUCUGUGGCCUUUCCUCUUACAGAAGAAGCAGGAAUUGAGAAAUCCCUUGUACAAAGGAUAUACAGCUUACAAAGAGCUUCAACCUAACACACUACCUUUCAGUUUCCAGUUUUGGUGUGGGAUGUAUAACCGCUUUGACAAAGGAAUGCAUCCAAAACAGUGUGUGCUGGAUUAUCUGCUAAGCUGCAUGGGCGAGAACAUGAAACUGGAGGACAAUGCAUCUGAACUGGAAAAUAAACUUCCUUUCCUUGAUGGUCCUUUGCCCAGUGAAGGCUCUUCCUUACCUAAAGUAGGACAUACUACUUCAAAAACACCGAUGCUCAACACUCCUCAGGGUUAUGAAGGGGAACCACCUCCUGUGCUGAGCAACGGUGCCUUUGUUGGGGAUGUAGAUGUUCCAGCAGGUGUGGACCAAAAGCACAAAGAGAACCUGUCCCAUCACCGGGACCUCCAGGAUCUGAGUGACACCCCUCACGUGUUGGACUCUGAAGUGAAGGGUGGAAAACCUCAGCACCACUGAUGAGCUCUGAGAACUGAUUUCGAUGAACCAGGCGCUUGUGGUGGUGAGGCCUGAAGGGGCUGUGCCCCCAGGAGGUGCAGACCCUCUGCCUAUGGACAGCUGAGUGUGAGUGGUGUGUUGGCAGGGAGCUGUGCUCGCUGUAGGGCGCGCAGGCUGCAUUUGGUUCGGUUCCCAUUGUUUUGCAGCUGAAAUGAAGGUGGUGUGUACAGAGCUGCCCAGGAGGCUGCCUUGGGUUCGUGUGAACGUUACUGCUUACUGGAAACACAACAUGUUUAAGGUUCGUGACUGCUGACAGUACUUGGUGUUUCAAGCUGAAAGAAAUCUUGGCCAAUUUACAUGGGGCAUAGGAAUUAUGUGGUGUUUACAACUGGAGUAGGAAAGAUACAAUCCAGUUACUCUCAGUGAUGGUGCAAGGUCAUCUUAAAAUGAUUACUUUCCUCCCCCCCCCCUUUUCUUAGCUGUGAAUGAAUUUGCAUGGACCCUCACCUGUGCCAGAACUGAUUCAUUUUCUGUUUCCUAUGCAUAUUUGUUAAACAAAACCAAACCCCCCUGUGCCUUUUUAUGGAGACCUUUUAAUGUUGACCCAUGCAAUGUUCUCUUUAUUACUGUAAUGUAGAGUGUAGUAUUUGGUUGUCUUUGUAGGCAGUAUUUUUAAACCAGUUUUUUUACCUGCUCUGACUUUUCCAGGAUCUUUGCUCAUCCCCUGAGUACAGUAGCUUCCCUCUAAGCUGACCUUUCAAAGGGUAAGGACCACAUUUACUGACUGUGAGAGAGCAGCAACCCACAAAGCUUGUGUAACCUGUGGCUUUGUGACAGAGAGAGGAUGACAAGUGAGAAAAGAUAGGAAAAAAAUUGUAUGGUUUUUAUUGUCUCUUAUGAUCUUGGUUAAAUUGAAGCAAGAGAGUAAUGUAGUUUGAAGCUGGAGUCGAUGUGCUCUCCUUAUAUCCAUUGACAAGGCAGUAGUUACAGAUCUGGGGUGUUCUGCUACUGAAAUGGGUUUUCAAAUGGUUAUUUCACAUCAUGUGCUGUGUUACCAUAGUGCAGGUUGUCUUGGAUGCUAAAAUUACAUGAACCUUGGAGAUGUUUUGUCUGUACUGUCUCAUGGUGAUGAACUUUGUACUUCUGUGGAGCUGGUGACAAAACCUGACCUGGGACAUGUCCUGUUAGUGGAACACAGAGUGGAUGUCUUGGCUUGUGGCUGUGGCUCCAGCUUGGGCUCACUCUGGCUGUUAGCACUGCUUGGUUUCUUUAACUGUAGGAAUCUCAGCUGGAGACACCAGUUCAAAGUUGGGGUUUAAAACAGAAACUUAUAUUCCAUUUAUCCAUAAGUCUUGUGGAGAAAGAGGGGCUUGUCCUGCAGGAAAAUGGUUGGUCAGAAAAGCUGUUCCCUAGUACUUGUUCUGGGCAAGCUUCUAAAGAUGUGCGUAAAUGAACAGAAUUUCUUCGUGCAGCUUCACUCAAGCUGCUUUGUUGCUUUCUUCUGGAUCUUGAUGUUUCAAUGAGAUGCUACCAUUAGGUCUUAAAACCAGGGAUUUUAUGAAAUUUUAAAAGGAACUAUAAAGAUUGUUUAAGUUAACCCUCCCAAUCUGCAAUGAAAAGCAGAAACAUUCCACUAUAACAGCAGAAAAUGCAAUAGCCGUUGUUCAUGUGCUCAUAUAUGGUGAAAUAACCAGGUUAGCUUCAAUGUUCAAGUAGAAAGAAAAAAACCCCAGAACUUCCCUGAGUGUCUCACUUUGUGUAAGAAAACAGAUCUUUUAAGUAUAUCAGAAGACCCCAGGAAAAAGGGCAGUACCUGAAAACAGAGUUUUCAGUGUCUAGAAUGGCAAAGAGAUACUGGUUUUUAAUGUGCAGGUUUGUCAAUUUUAAAGCAAGGAAUGUAGUUGUUUUCAAGGUAGAAUUACAGUGCAUGAGGCAUUUAAAAACAAAGCACAGGCAGGCCUGGUUUGGGAUUUUAAUGAUGUUUGGAAUUUGUUGUUUUAGGGGUUAGAAGAUCAGUGGAUGGUGUUUGUAGCUUCUCAAAUAGAGAGCUCUGAAAUGGUAAAUGGGACCAAGACUGGCACUUUCAGGACCAGCUAUUCUGGAUGUCAUCAGUCUUUGUAACAUGUUCUCUACUGAAAGUUAGAGAUUCAGGCCUGCAGUGAAUUUGACUGCUGAAGGAUUUGGGCACACCACUGGUAAAUCAUUGUAGAAAAGCAUUUUGCAGAAGGUUUCUGCACAUGUUUAUGUGUUGCCUUGAGUUCUGAAUUACCAUAUAUUACCUUGGAGAAAGUAUAAUCAUCUUUGCUUAUUCCCGAAACGUAAAUUCCACAUCUCUGCAAAUCCUUCUUGAUGACAAGAUUACUACAGGUGCAUAGAACUGUGAAAGAUUACUCCAUAUACUGAAAGUAUUAGUAAGCUCUUAGUAAUCUUGCUGCUUUUGACUUCAGUAACAAAACAAUGGAUGACUUUAUACUUUGAAAUGCAAGACCUAGCCAAAAUAAAAGGGUAAUAGUCUGUCUUUUUAAACCUCUUGGAUUUAAUGUAUUAAAAAUCAUUCCUGCUGGUGCUGUAAAUAUAUGGAGCUGGAAAAGAUUCCAGUGUUUCCUGUCUUUCCAUUAGCUUAUUUCUUUGCAAACCAAUUACCUGGAAGCUUUUUAGUUUUGAUAGUAACUCUUGGGUGUUUCAAGACCAAAAAUGAGAAGCUGUUCCAUUUGCUGCAGCACAUCCUCAGGUCUCUGCUCAGCUAGAUUCCUUCCCAGAGCCUCACCAGAACCCCAUGUUCUCUCCUCAUGGAGCGUCCUGCUGACAGUGGCAAGUGACUUCAUUAUAUGUUCCCUAAAAGUGUUAAAGGCAAUGUAAAUCUGUUUCAUAGGAAUCUUCUUGGCAAGCACUGUGUAGGUAAAAAGUUCAUGUAGCUUGUUCGUUCUAGUGGAGAAUCCAUGUGUUGUGAGGCCACAAAGCUUUUUACAUGGAACUGUUGAGUGAACAAUGUAAUUUGCUGCUUUCCAUUUGGAUUCCAAGAACUGGGAAGGAGGAGGGAUCCUGUUUGCUCUGCUUGUGUAAAACUCUUCCUUUUCUGGAGCACCUCUUGCUUUACCAAGAUACCCCACGGCAUCACAGUGUCAUGUUCUACCUUGGAUUUCUCUUGCUACUAAUAGGUAAAGCACUGCAAUGGGCAAGUGCCUACAAUACUGUGUGUUAAAGCUACUACCUGGAAGUAGAAGAGGGGCUCGUAUAUCUUCAUUUCUCAUUUGAAAUGUCUUAAUGUGAACUUCAUAACGCUAGGUUUGUAAACUUGGUUUUUGUUCUGCAGUUGUUGCCUGUGGUAGGGAAAAUCAAUUGAUGCUGUUUGGUUUACAGGAGAAAAAAAGGGAAUGAUUGGUUUGCCUGUGGAGUUGUAGUUGGUCCUUUUUCACAGGAGAGAAAAAGCAGUUUGUUAAAGCCUGGAGGUGUAAUUCCCUUGUGGCUGUGUAUCCUGUUCCUGCUCUUAGUGAAUGCCAUUCAUUUAAGUACUUAGAAGAAGAAUCCACCAGCGAUGUGGGUGCUGCUGCCAUGCAGGGAUGGGAAAGGAGGCCUCCUCCUAGGUACCUGGUGAGCUUCAGUGAGCUCCUCAGGUCCUGGUGAGGACUCUGCUGGGAACUGAAGAUGCUCAAAGCUUCAAGAGAUCAACACUUCGAGUUAGUCUUUGCUGAGUUACAGCUGGAAAUCUGAAGUGACCCGUGCCUGGUGGUGUGUCAGGUUUGGAGGUGGUGAGCACUGAGAGGGAGCAUCCUGGCAUCUAACAGAGCUGUAACACCUGCAGGGGGAAGCACUUAAAAAGGGCUGUUGUGCCAGAUGCUGUUUCAGUUCCCUUGUGGCAAAAACUGGUCUUUGGGUAGCUCCAGUGCCUGAUGUUGUGCUCCCAAAGGGAUCACUUGGCACUGCUCAGUGAUGGAUAUUCAUGAGCGGCAAUUCAAAAGGUGGCUGCUGCUUUGCUCUCCUUCCCUUCCCUACUCUUUGCUCUAAAUGCUGGGUCAUGCUUCCCUAUGGACCUAACAUGUUAUUCCCUAUACCACCUAUAGGCACUUCCCAUGCCUCAGGACGAAGCAGGGAUGAAGAAUCUGUUCUGAAUGUAGUAGUUUGGUUUGGAUUCAUACACAGCACUUGACUAACUGGAUGAGGAAUGUCUCCAACCAGGUGAUGUUGAAAUCCAUGUCUUCAUAAGCAUCUUCAGCACUAGGAGCAGCCAGGUCAGUGCCAGUUUGUGUCAGUGUAGUUGAUUCAGGCAGGGAUCUCAAUGUCCUUUGAGCACCUCUGAACUACAGAGGCGAUGCAGGAGGGUAGGUGACAAUGGUUGAUGCAUAUCUCAUCAUUUCUCUGUGUGUAUUCAUCUGUAUUUAAUGUAGCAGCAUACUACUGGAAUAACUUGUAGCACUGGAUCUAGUCACGUGUAACUGAGCACACAUACACUUUUCCUAUUGUCCACAAACUGAUCUGUGUAGGAAUGCUCCCAAAACUGUGUGGUGCUCAGCUGGAAACUGUCAAUGUUUGUGCUGUUUGUCAGUCUCUGGUUUUGUUGGUGUCCCUGUUGAAGGACAGUUGUUUUAAGAUUGUGGGUGAUAAAUCCCAUGUUGUUGAAUGUGCUGCGAUGGCUGUGUAAGUUCUUCUAGUUCACGCACUGCUUAAAAACCCCUGUUGUACCAUGUUUAGGGGAGCACUGUGUCCUUUUCCCUCUAAAUGUGUUUGUACCAUGAAGUUUCACUUGUAUUACAGUUUAUUUUUAUUCCCUAUGGAAAUAAACACCCUGCCUUUUUGAAGUAAAUGAC